GCAGCGCGCGCGAUCUCUUGGAGAAGUUUUCGGACUUCUCCGUGGACCUGGGGCAUUCUGUCAGCAGUGCGAUGCUCAAGCGCCAGGCCCAGAUGAAAAUGGAUGUCAUUGACUACUGGCGGUGUGCGCUGUCAGUUGUUUUAGCUGACUGGGCUGGGUAG
Messenger RNA from Symbiodinium pilosum, 161 nucleotides. Lineage: Eukaryota; Dinophyceae; Suessiales; Symbiodiniaceae. The record is from the annotation of a GenBank genome assembly.